This is a messenger RNA of Nasonia vitripennis (jewel wasp), 1856 nucleotides long. Its product is annotated as clavesin-1. The record is from RefSeq and is a predicted model, not a curated record. Gene Ontology annotation, cellular component: membrane. Gene Ontology annotation, molecular function: phosphatidylinositol bisphosphate binding. The coding region runs from base 143 to 1084 and encodes 313 amino acids. Lineage: Eukaryota; Metazoa; Arthropoda; Insecta; Hymenoptera; Pteromalidae. The transcript is spliced from 5 exons.
GAUCGGACUCGCGCGCGGCUCAGACGGCUCCGUUCUCCCGCGGCUCUCGGCAGUAAGCAGCAGCAGCUUCUCGCGGCCGCAAGUCCUCGAGCCUCUAAUCGACGGGAGUCAGCCGAGUAGCCGCACUGCAGCCGGAGAGAAAAUGGGUGGCCAAGAUCAGCCAGAUGCCUACAAGUGCAGCCUGAGCUCGCAGGCGCAGGCGAUAGCGAAGCGCGAGCUCCGCGAGGACGAGGCCACCCGGGAGCACGCCCUGGAGCAGUUCCGCGACUGGAUCCAGAAGCACCCGAGCAUCAAGAACUGCCGCACCGACGCCGUCUUCCUCCUGCGCUUCCUCCGCACCAAGAAGUUCAGUCUUCCUCUGGCCCAGGAAAUGCUCGAGAGAUACCUGACCAUCAGGCAGCUUUAUCCCGACUGGUUCCAGAACCUCGACAUCGACGAUCCGGAAAUCGAGGCCAUCAUCGAUGCCGGAUAUCUCGUGCCCUUGCUCAAGAGGGACUCCCAUGGGCGCAAGGUCAUCCUCUCGUGUGCCGGUCGCUUCGAUCCUUACAAAUUCACCUCGGCCCAGAUGGUCCGCGUGCACAGUCUCGUGGUCGAGGCUCUGAUGGACGAAGAGGAGAGCCAGGUCCACGGCUAUACCCACCUGAACGACGAGUCCGGCCUGACGAUGGGUCACCUCAGCUCCUGGUCCAUCACCGACAUACGCAACAUGCUCACCUGCAUACAGAACAGCACACCGAUGAGGCACAAGGAGACCCACCUGGUCAACGUUCCCGGCUGCGCUACGAAGAUCAUCGAACUUGCCCUGUCGCUGCUGAACGAGAAGCUCCGCUCCCGCGUUCUGCUCCACAAAUCCUUGGACGAUCUGCAGAACACGGUCGACCCGAAGAUCCUGCCCAAGGAGUACGGCGGAGAAGUUCCUCUCGCCGAGAUGAUCGCCGAGUUCAAAAAAUCGCUCAGAGCCAAGAGGAACGAGAUCAAAGCGCUGGACGACAUGUACAUAGAAAUCUCACCAAAGGACACGUGCUCGGCGAGCGAAGGUUUGGGUGGACUCUCCGGAUCGUUCCGCAAGCUCGAGGUCGACUAAUUUUGUAAUUUUUUUUUUUUUAUUCUUCUUCGUUUAAUCGUUCAAGUUUUAAUCUUUAAGCUACUCAUCGAUGAUGAUCGUUCAUUGUUUGCGUAUCCACGACUCGUAUUCGUAAAUUAUUGUUUAUCAUGACACUUAGCGCGUGGAUUUUGGUUUGGACAGAUUAUUAUAUUUUUUUUUUUUACUGAUGAGUAUGAAAAAAGUCAGGCUCGUGGCUGUACAUUAUGCAUGUAGCUAGAAAGGAUAGAGGGGUGAAUUAUUCCAAGUGAUGAGAGAGAGAGAGAGCCAAGAUUCUCGAGUAAGUCCGUAAUGUUAAUUAGUUUGGUAAGUCCGUCACGAAGUGUGCUCAGCAGGUGGUAUAAGUUACCUACAACGUUGCCGUUGUUAUACAUAAUGCAAAUCACCUACGAUUAUCACUUAACUGUGAUUUUUCGCGAUUAUAAAUACAAUAGCUAUAGAAUACCGCAUAUUAUUUUGUAACCCCCCUAUACUUAUGCUCUAUACACCGUUAGCCCUUACCAUUUUAUCUGCCGUUCUUGUCGUGUCUAUUCUCACCUCACCGUUUUCUAUUCACGUGUUUUUUGUUAUUAUAUUUUUCGUUUUAAGUUUAUUACGUAUAAGGCUAUAUCAAUGUUUUUUAUGUAUUUGUAAGUCUAUAUUAGCACGAUGUGUAUGUCUAAGACGAUCACGUGAAAUACGGGUAUCUGCGAAGCUAUAUAUUUCUGCUCUAUAUUGAUACACAACAAUAAAAUGCUUUCAUAAGAACCUAAAA